Lachancea mirantina is the source of this 480-nucleotide messenger RNA. The record is from the annotation of a GenBank genome assembly. NCBI's taxonomy places the organism in Eukaryota, Fungi, Ascomycota, Saccharomycetes, Saccharomycetales, Saccharomycetaceae.
AUGGGUAAGAGAAAGAAGUCAUCGAGAGGCCCCGUCAAGCGAGUGGUCCAAAAGCUUGACACGGCUUUCAACUGUCUGUUUUGCAACCAUGAAAGGUCUAUAACGUGUACGCUGGACAAAAAAAACAGCAUUGGAUCGCUGUCCUGCAAAGUAUGCGGCCAGAGCUUCCAAACUCAGAUCAACGCAUUGUCACAGCCCGUCGACGUUUACAGUGACUGGUUCGAUGCCGUCGAAGAGGUCAACCAGGGCAAAGUUAGCGCGUCAGAAGGUGAGAGCGACUCAGAGAGCGAUUAUGAGAGCGAUUCCGAGGAUGAAACCCGGAAGUCGCGUCUUGCCGCUGUCGGUGCAGACGCGGACUCUGACGAGGCCUCCGUAGCCGACUCUGACGAAGAAGGCGGCACGGUGGGGCGUGGGAAGCGAGGGCCCAUGUCCAUCGUUGAAAGCGAUAAUGACGACGAAGACGACGACGACGACGAAUAA